Molecule: messenger RNA, 1203 nt
Organism: Heterocephalus glaber (naked mole-rat)
Lineage: Eukaryota; Metazoa; Chordata; Mammalia; Rodentia; Bathyergidae
Source: RefSeq, a predicted model, not a curated record
GGGACCUGCACAGAGUUAACACUGAAAUGGAAACCUCAAGCCAUCAUUUUGCAGGAAAGCAUAUAGACAGCCCCAAUAUAACUCCAUGUCAAGAGAUUAUAAAAGGAUAAAUUAUAAAAGGAGAGAUUCAGACUCUCUCAGGACUCCUUUUUUGGAGCUAAUUUCCUUUCGUCUUAUCCUAGCUCCAUUUUCUAAAGAUACUCUCUGGUAUCACCCAAGACCAUAUGGAAUGAUCAGAAAAAGGAACUUGAUAUAAAGUCACCACUGACAAGUCUAUAAAGAAGUUACCUCAGUAUCUGGGAUUCAACAUUCCUGAAGAGACGACUGAGCUGAGGACUCCAUACCCUGCUGGUCUUCUGCACCUCACAGGCAAAUAGCUGGACCACCAUGAGAUUUAUUUUCUGUUUGAGUGUCCUUGCUGGGACAUCUUUCUUUGCUUAUUCAUCUGAGCAGAAAGAAGAUCCUGCUCCCUACUUGGCAUACCUCAAGUCUCACUUCAACCCCUGUGUGGGUGUUCUCAUCAAAACCAGCUGGGUGCUGGCCCCAGCACACUGCUACUUACUAAAUCUGAAAGUGAUGCUGGGAAAUUUCAAGAGCAGAGUCAGAGAUGGUACAGAACAGACAAUUAACCCCAUCCAGAUUAUCCGCUACUGGAACUAUAACGACAGUGCCCCACAGGAUGACCUCAUGCUCAUAAAGUUGGAUAAGCCAGCCAAGCUCAACCACAAAGUCCAGAUCCUUCCCCUUGCUACAAAGAAUGUCUUGCCAGGCACCAUCUGCUUGCUCUCAGGUUUAGACUGGAGCUACCAAAACUCUGGCAGACAUCCUGACUUACGGCAGAACCUGGAGGCCCCUGUGAUGACUAACAAAGAGUGCCAGGAAACUGAACAAGGAAGAAAACAUAGGAACUCCUUAUGUGUUAAAUUUGUGAAAGUAUUCAGCCGAAUUUUUGGGGAGGUGGCUGUGGCUACUGUCAUCUGCAAUAAUAAGCUCCAGGGGAUCGAGGUUGGACACUUCAUGGGAGGGGAUGUCGGCAUUUAUAUCAAUGUUUACAAAUAUAUAUCCUGGAUUGAAGAUAUCACUAAGGACAAGAAAAAAUAAUGCCCUACUUCUCCCUCUGUAUGCUCCUGUGUAUCACUGACUAUUUAAGCCCACAUUCUCUCUAAGCUUAAAUAAACUCUCCAGAUAGAUAUUCUGGGAUGC